Molecule: messenger RNA, 3922 nt
Organism: Oryza brachyantha (malo sina)
Lineage: Eukaryota; Viridiplantae; Streptophyta; Magnoliopsida; Poales; Poaceae
Product: phospholipid-transporting ATPase 10-like
Exons: 6
Coding region: 369-3911 (1180 amino acids)
Biological process (GO): phospholipid translocation
Cellular component (GO): plasma membrane
Molecular function (GO): magnesium ion binding; ATP binding; ATP hydrolysis activity
Source: RefSeq, a predicted model, not a curated record
CUGUACGACCAAAGACUGGCUUCGUGGCCUCUUAUCUUGGUAGUACUCCAUUUGUCAAGAAGAGGAGAGGAGAAAAGAAGGAAGCUGCGGUCGCCGUUGCUGACCGGGAGCCGAGCCGCGUACAACGAGAGGGCGGAGCUUCCCAAGAAAUUAAGAGGAAGAAGAAGAAGAAGAAGAAGAGGCCCUGCCGGCCGGCCAUAUGUAUACUCCUUCCAUUUGCUAGCCUUGGCGCUCAGGGCUUCUUGUUUAAUGCCCUCCCGCCAUUUGUGUUUGUUGCGUCUCCAUCGAUUUCUUCUUCUUGGGUUGCUGCAAAUUACUGGAGUAGUAAGAAACAAUUGAGGAGUACGUAGUGGUUCGGCAAUCAAUAAAUGGCAACCGGCGGCGACGGUCGGAGGAGGGGCCGGCGGAGGAGCAAGAUGAGGCUGAGCAGGCUGUACAGUUUCGCGUGCGGCCGGAGACCCACCGCAGUCGACGACGAGAGCACCAGCAGGAUCGGCGGCCCGGGCUUCUCGCGCAUCGUCCACGCCAACGCCAACGCCGCGCGGCCCUCCUACCGCUCCAACUCCGUCUCCACCACCAAGUACAACGCCAUCACCUUCUUUCCCAAGUCGCUGUUCGAGCAGUUCCGCAGGGUGGCCAACAUCUACUUCCUCAUCUCCGCCUGCCUCGCCUACACCAAACUCGCCCCCUACAGCUCCACCAGCGCUGUCGCCCCCCUCGCCCUCGUCCUCCUCGCCACCAUGGUCAAGGAGGCCAUCGAAGAUUGGAGGAGGAAGCAGCAGGAUACCGAGGUAAACAACAGAAAGACAAAAGUGCUCCAGGAAGGUGCUUUCCAUCUUACCAAAUGGAUGAACCUCCAAGUUGGUGAUAUCGUCAAGGUUGAAAAGGAUGAGUUUUUUCCUGCUGACCUGAUCCUCCUCUCAUCUAGCUACGAAGACGCCAUUUGCUAUGUUGAGACGAUGAACCUGGAUGGGGAGACAAAUCUCAAACUAAAGCAAUCUCUAGAGGCAUCAUCCAACUUGCAGGAGGAUGAGAGCUUCAACAGCUUCACGGCUGUAAUAAGGUGUGAAGACCCAAAUCCACACCUCUAUUCCUUUGUUGGCAACAUCGAAAUCGAAGAGCAACGGUAUUCGCUGUCACCUCAGCAGAUCCUUCUCAGAGACUCGAAGCUUCGAAACACCGACUAUGUGUAUGGUGUGGUCAUCUUUACAGGCCAUGACACAAAGGUCAUGCAGAAUGCUAUGAAAGCCCCAUCAAAAAGAAGUAAGAUCGAAAGGAAGAUGGACUGGAUCAUCUACUUGCUUUUGUCUUCACUUGUCCUAAUCUCAGUCAUUGGCUCAGUUUUCUUUGGCAUUGCAACUAAAGAUGACCUACAAGAUGGCAGGAUGAAAAGAUGGUACCUUAGGCCGGACGACUCUACCAUCUACUUCAAGCCAAACAAGGCAGCCAUAUCAGCAAUACUGCAUUUCUUCACAGCCAUGAUGCUGUAUGGGAACUUCAUACCAAUCUCGUUGUACAUCUCAAUUGAGAUUGUCAAGCUAUUGCAGGCUCUGUUCAUCAACCAGGAUAUCCAUAUGUAUCACGAAGAGACCGACACGCCAGCUCAGGCUAGAACAUCCAAUUUGAAUGAGGAGUUGGGUCAAGUUGACACGAUCCUGACAGAUAAAACUGGGACUUUGACUUGCAACUCCAUGGAGUUCAUCAAAUGCUCAAUUGCCGGCACAGCAUAUGGCCGUGGUAUCACUGAGGUCGAGAGAGCUAUGGCAAAGAGAAGAGGUUCCCCCUUGAUCGCCGACAUGGCCAGCAACACCGAAUGUUUUCAAACUGCAAUAAAAGGAUUUAAUUUCAGGGAUGAGCGUGUCAUGAACGGUAACUGGGUUAGCCAACCCCACUCUGGUGUGAUUGAGAUGUUCUUCAGGUUGUUGGCCAUUUGUCAUACAUGCAUACCAGAAGUUGACGAAGAAUCUGGUAAGGUUUCUUAUGAAGCAGAGUCACCUGACGAGGCUGCUUUUGUUGUUGCUGCACGGGAGCUCGGCUUCACAUUUUACAAGAGGACACAGACUGGUGUUUCUCUGCAUGAGUUGGAUCCCUCGUCUGGACAACAAGUUGACAGAACGUAUAAGAUAUUGCAUGUCCUUGAGUUCAACAGUGCCCGGAAGCGGAUGUCGGUCAUAGUUAGGAACGAGGAGGGGAAAAUAUUUUUGUUUAGUAAAGGCGCUGACAGUGUAAUGUUCGAGAGGAUAUCAACCACCAAUAGUGCGUACAGAGAAGUUACCCAGGAGCACAUAAAUGAAUACGCCGACGCUGGUCUGAGAACACUAGUUCUCGCGUACCGCCAACUUGAUGAGGAUGAAUAUGCGAAUUUCGACAUGAAGUUCAGUGCAGCUAAGAAUUCUGUCAGUGCUGAUAGAGAAGAGAUGAUUGAGGAGGCUGCAGAUUUGCUUGAGAGAGAAUUGAUUCUUCUGGGUGCUACUGCUGUGGAGGAUAAACUACAAAAGGGGGUGCCUGAAUGCAUCGACAAACUUGCUCAAGCUGGUAUCAAGAUAUGGGUGCUGACGGGCGACAAGAUGGAGACUGCCAUCAACAUCGGAUAUGCGUGCAGUCUACUGAGACAAGGAAUGAAGCAGAUAAGCAUCACGGGUGGCGGUGACAAAGCGGGGGCUGUUACAAAGGCAUCAGUGGUGAAGCAAAUAAGGGAGGGAAAGAAGCAGGUGGAUGCAUCGGUGCCUGGCGAAGCCUUCGCUUUGAUCAUCGAUGGGAAGUCGCUGACAUAUGCGCUGGAGGAGGACGCCAAGGGCGCGUUCCUGGAGCUCGCAGUCGGCUGCGGAUCGGUGAUCUGCUGCCGCUCUUCGCCCAAGCAGAAAGCUCUGGUGACGAGGCUAGUGAAGGUCGGCACCGGCGGCAAGGUGACCCUGGCGAUCGGCGAUGGCGCCAACGACGUGGGCAUGAUCCAGGAGGCGGACAUCGGUGUCGGGAUCAGCGGCGCAGAAGGAAUGCAGGCGGUGAUGGCCAGCGACGUGUCCAUCGCGCAGUUCCGGUUCCUGGAGCGGCUGCUGCUCGUCCAUGGGCACUGGUGCUACAGCAGGAUCUCCGCGAUGAUCUGCUACUUCUUCUACAAGAACAUCACCUUCGGCGUCACCCUGUUCCUGUACGAGGCCUACACCACCUUCUCCGGCGUCACCCUCUACAACGACUGGGCGCUGUCGCUGUACAACGUCCUCUUCACGUCGCUGCCGGUGAUCGCCAUGGGCGUGUUCGACCAGGACGUGUCGGCGCGCUUCUGCCUCAGGUACCCGAUGCUGUACCAGGAGGGCCCGCAGAACCUGCUUUUCCGGUGGUCCAGGCUGCUGGGAUGGAUGGCGUACGGCGUCGCCAGCGGCGUCAUCAUCUUCUUCCUCACGUCGACGGCGCUGCAGCACCAGGCGUUCCGGCGGGGCGGCGAGGUGGUGGACCUGGCCAUCCUCGGCGGCACCGCCUACAGCUGCGUGGUGUGGGCGGUGAACGCGCAGAUGACCGUGACGGCCAACUACUUCACCCUGGUCCAGCACGUCUGCAUCUGGGGAGGCGUCGCGCUCUGGUACAUCUUCCUCCUCGCCUACGGCGCCAUCACGCCCACCUUCUCCACCACCUACUUCAUGCUCUUCACCGACGGCCUCGCCGCCGCGCCCUCCUACUGGGUGGUCACCCUGCUCGUGCCCGCCGCCGCGCUCCUCCCCUACUUCACCUUCGCCGCCGCCAAGACCUGGUUCUUCCCCGACUACCACAACAACAUCCAGUGGCUGCAGCACCGUGGCUCCGACGCCGACGACCCGGAGUUCGGCCACGCGCUGCGCCAGUUCUCCGUCAGGUCCACCGGGGUAGGCGUCUCCGCGCGCCGCGACGCCAGAGACAUCCAACUCACACCUCUAUAGCCUAGUUACGC